UAGAAUAAGAUUUGUUUUUAUGCGUUUUUUCCGUGACUAACUCAAUAUCCUCUCCCUCACGGCCCUCACCCAUUAUCAAAAUUUGAAUCUGAAUCUGAAUAUUGAUGAGAGAUUAGCCAUCAUACUAAAGAUAAGACAGACUGAGGGCUCAGCAUGACGCUUUGUAACGUGUUAGCGGGAGUCAAAUAUCUUGAGAAUCAGGCGAACAAAUUUGACCUUUGACCCGCAGUACUUCACCUCUAAUCCUUAGCAGCGACGACAGAACAAAGCAGCCCGAGUCCCGGUUUACGCGAGCAGAAAACCCGUCAUAGAAAGCAGGUCAGACAUGGCGACAGCAGGACACGGGUCUCACACUGGAGUAGAGCAGAACUGCUAUGAUGGGUCUCCCGCCGAGGUUUCUCAAAUUGCCUAUGACAGCAAAUCAAGCGAUGCUGAACACCAGACGGUAGCACAGAAAGUCAACUUAAAAAACGCUGGUGAGAAACCCUUCAUGUGUGGGGAAUGCGGGUACAGGGCAGCUGAUAGGUCUAACUUAUCCCGACACAUGAGAACCCAUACAGGAGAAAAACCCUACAAGUGUGGGGAGUGUGGGUUCAGGGCAGUUCAAUGGUCUAAGUUAUCCCGGCAUAUGAGAACCCAUACUGGAGAAAAACCCUACAAGUGUGACCAGUGCGACUAUUCCGCAAUACGGAAAUACCGCCUUGACAACCACAUAGCAACAAAACACGGUGGUUAUAAACCCUACAUGUGUGGGGAGUGUGGGUACCGAACAGUUGAAAAGUCUACGUUAUCCGUACAUAUGAGAACCCAUACUGGGGAAAAACCCUAUAAGUGUGACCAGUGUGACUAUUCUGCAGCACAAAGAAUCAAUUUGGUUACUCAUCAAGCAACACAUACCGGAGACAAACCCUACAUGUGUGGUGAGUGCGGGUACAGAGCUGCUCAAAGGUCUGCUUUGUCCCUACAUAUGAGAACCCAUACAGGAGAAAAACCCUACAAGUGUGACCACUGCGACUAUUCUGCAGCACAGAAAGGUACUUUGGACAAGCAUGUAGCAGCCGCACACAGUGGUGAAAAACCCUACAUAUGCGGUGAGUGUGGGUACAGGACAGCUCGGAAGUCUGACUUUUCCCAACAUAUGACAAACCAUUCAAUAGAAAACCCCUGCAAGUGUGACCUGUGUGACUUUUCUACAGUUUCGAAAUCCAAUUUGAACCAUCAUCUAGCAACUCACACUCGAGACAAACCCUACAUGUGUGGGGAGUGUGGGUUUAGGACGGGUAGCAUACAUGACUUAUCCCAACAUAUGAGAACGCACACAGUAGAAAAACAGGUCACACCCUCGUCAACCUCACUGGUACAGGAGAGCAAAGGCAAUAUGGGAAGGAAUGUGGUUCAUAACAGUGUUGCAAAACCCUACAUUUGUGAAGAGUGCGGGUACAGGACAGCUAAGAAGUCUCAUUUAUCACGACAUAUCAAAACCCAUACAGGAGAAAAACCCUUCAAGUGCGACCUGUGUGACUAUUCUGCUGCAGAUAAAUAUACUUUGGACAAACAUCUAGCAAAACACACCGGUGAGAAACCCUACAAGUGUGACCAGUGCGAUUUUUCUGCAAUACAAAAAUCCCACAUUAACUACCAUAUAGCAACAAAACAUGGUGGUGAGAAACCCUACAUGUGUGGGGAGUGUGGGUACCGAACAGUUGAAAAGUCUACGUUAUCCGUACAUCUGAGAACCCAUACUGGGGAAAAACCCUACAAGUGUGACCAGUGUGACUAUUCUGCAGCACAGAAACAAAAUUUGGACCAGCAUCGCAGAAAACACACCGGUGAGAAACCCUUCAUGUGUGGGGAGUGUGGGUACAGGGCGGCUCAAAAGGCUGACUUAUCCAAACAUAUGAGAACCCAUAAAAGAGAAAAACCGUACUAGUACAAGUGUGACCAGUGUGACUGCAGUGAAAAGCAAUUAAGACAAACAUGUUGCAGCAUAAACACAGUCGUGAGAAACUCUACAUGUGU
Branchiostoma floridae (Florida lancelet) is the source of this 2019-nucleotide messenger RNA. Its product is annotated as zinc finger protein 845-like. Gene Ontology annotation, molecular function: DNA-binding transcription factor activity, RNA polymerase II-specific; RNA polymerase II transcription regulatory region sequence-specific DNA binding. The transcript is spliced from 2 exons. Bases 326 to 1930 code for a protein of 534 amino acids. NCBI's taxonomy places the organism in Eukaryota, Metazoa, Chordata, Leptocardii, Amphioxiformes, Branchiostomatidae. Gene Ontology annotation, biological process: regulation of transcription by RNA polymerase II. Gene Ontology annotation, cellular component: nucleus. The record is from RefSeq and is a predicted model, not a curated record.